GGGAUUGUCAUCUCAAGAUAGCUCUCCUUUGGAGAUGGCCGCCCUGGGCCGACCUUUCCAGGUGGGGAUGCUCUAUGACUGUCGCACUGAUUCUCUCAUUCCAGAUGUCACUCUAUGGGAAUUGGAAAACCUCAAGAAAGACCUCAAAAUUAAACCCCAGAAGAACACACAGGUCAACCUCAUCACUUUGGACUCCUUGGAUGAGAAAACUUCCAUCUUAAAUAUGACAACAUCUCUUAAAGCGAGCUUCUUGUGUGGCUUGAUUGAGGUUGAUAGAGCUGCCAAGUACCUCAAUGACACCAAAUCAUCCAAACGACAGUCCAGGGUCACCCUGCACUACAGCACGACCACCAGAAUGGAGCAGCUCAGCACGAGCCACUUAGGGAAUCAGAACGUCGUCUAUCCAGAAGUGUUUGAGCAGAAAUCGGCCACCCAUGUUGUCACAGGCGUGAUGUAUGGAGCUCAGGCUUUUUUUGUUUUUGAUCAAUGGGACACUAAAUUGGAAGAGAACCGAGAUAAUAAAGGAAAAUUAGAAACAUUAAUUAAAAAAUAUAUUACUCUAGAUGGAAAAACAGCCCUUAAAAUGACAGAUGUUUACAAGGAAACCGCUGAUCAUCUUAACUUCACAUUCUAUGGUGAUUUUCUCCUUGAUCACAAUCCUACAAGCUUUGAAGAUGCCAUGCAGAUUUACAACAAUUUGCCAAAGCAUAUUGACGAAGAUGACAAGCUUGCUGUGCCCAUCCAGGUCUGGCUGUACCCGCUGAAACAUCUCAACUCACAGGCUGCUCAGCUGGUACAAGAGAUCAGUGUGGCACUCGUGUCCAAAUCUCAGAAGGUCAUGGAGGAAUUAGACGAGCACAUCAUGAGGUGUAAUGACAUCAUGAAGGACGGUGUUGUCAAUAACUUUACUAUAAUUAGGAAAAAUGCAAAUGAUUUCAAAUCAAUGCUUAAUCAAUUUAAAUAUACCUUCCAAAAAGAACUGGCAAGGGUCUUGCCAAAUAUCAGGGGCGGUGACACAAGUGAAGAAGAGCUGGCCAACAUUCUGAAGAAGAAGGAAGAGUCGCCAUUUAAGAAGUUUGUAAUAACAACAUGGCUGGAUAAAAGAGAAAAGGAAAUCACUAUGCUCAGAAGUUUCUUUAAUCGAAUUAAAGAAAUGAAUCUUGAUAUUGUUAUAAAUGACCUGGAUACAUUAAUUUACAAUACAGUAUUAAAAAUAUUGUCUGCUUGACUUUCACUUCACUCCAUGUGUGUCAGCCAUACAUGUCAGAAAUGGAACGCUAUCUUCAAGCCCCUUCUA
Erpetoichthys calabaricus (reedfish) is the source of this 1297-nucleotide messenger RNA. Its product is annotated as verrucotoxin subunit beta-like. The record is from RefSeq and is a predicted model, not a curated record. NCBI's taxonomy places the organism in Eukaryota, Metazoa, Chordata, Cladistia, Polypteriformes, Polypteridae. The coding region runs from base 35 to 1228 and encodes 397 amino acids. The transcript is spliced from 2 exons.